GCUAUGCAAUCAAUGAAAAAUUCAUCACGCAUUUUAUUGCGCAAAUUAGUUUUCACAUACUUCAUUGCUUAAAAUGUUCUCUCCAUGGUAGCCGCUAUAUACGGGCAAGGUCAACACUAGACGAAUCAACAAAAAAAUCACUUUGUUAAAAGGGUUUUCUUAUUUCAAUGAAACUUUAUACGGUCUUGUACGUUUUAGAAAUUUAGGUUUUAUUGUUUUUUUCAAAUGAAAAUCAUUCGGGCUAGAAUUUCUAGGCUAAAUUGGGAGUAGUUAUUCACAUAUGUUUAUCUAGACCGUUUUUCUAGCUACACAAAAUUCUAUUAUCAAAUAAAACUCGACCGACUUUUAAAUAGUAUUGGACCGAAUACCUAAAAUCGAAAAAUUUGUAACCAUUAUACUAGCUCUGGAUCCGACGGAGGGCUGGGCUGUGGCCCGGGCUGGCCCAGCCCUAGAUCCGCCGCUGACUACGGGUCGGGCCGAGUAAUACCCGUGCGGGUACGGGGCGAGACGGGUCGACCCACUCUUACAUAUUAUUUGGAAAAAAUACAUGCAAAAUUCUAUUUUUUUCGAUAAACCGAAGGGGGAAACACUUUAUGAAUGAAAAACAGUGAUAAUAGAAUGGGUACUUGAGUCUAACUAGUUGAAAUAUCAAGUCUAACUAAUUGAAAACAAGUCAAAACAGGAAAAAAUAUGAUAUAUAAUGUAAGAAAUUGAGACAUAAUGGGUCAAGAACGGGGUGGGGCAGUGGGUCGGAAGUAGAUACCCAUGCCUCGCCCCAACACUACUGCGGGUCGGGUAAUACCCGUCCCAUCGCUGGUCAGGUCGAGUAAAACCCGGCCGGGGGGGGGGGGGGGGGGGGGGGGGGGUUCAAAUUGUCAUCCCUACUGUACACUAACUCAUUAACUACAUUCUUUUUUGUUUUUACUAUCAUUGCAAUGAUACAACUACCAUUGCACUAAAAAAGGAAAGUAAUUAAUGUGAGUUUUUAAUUCAGACAGAUUAUUAAAUGCAACACAGAGUGGGAACCUAGAUAUGGGAGAAAUCCUUCAGUUGGAUCAAAGAUCUGGCAACUUCGAGAGAAUCCAGACCGGUGGUGGUGAAAAAGUUUAUCGAGAUUGGGAUUUAUCCUCAAGAAAAGGCAAGCUCUGGCGAUAUACCCAAAUCCGCCGUUGGGAUAUAAUAUCCCGGAAAAUUUGGGGAUAAAGAUAGGAGAGGAAUCGGUGACAGAUACGGUGAAUCGAUUGGCACAUGCAGCAGCCUUGACCCUCUCAGUGAGUUCUUUCAUAAGCUCGAGAGGCAGGCAGAAAACCUAGAAGAACUGGGAGUUAUUAAGAAAAGAGAUAAUCAAACCAUGAUUGAGAACAUUGUUUACCGUCUUUAUGUUCUUUGGCUCGUUCCCCACCUCGGCUGCCUAUUGUUCUUAUCAAUGUUUAGGAUGUUUUCACAGCAUUACCAGGCCAUUGACAAGCAGGGCACCAUAUCAAUUGAACCCAUGGAUGCGGAUCAGAUUGUGAAGUUCGAGCUGGAGGAUGUUGAAGAAAGCAAGUGGAGAGAGAAAUUGAGUCUGACUGGGAGACUGUUUCUCGAGAACCCUCCAAGUCUGAAAACGAUCCGGUGGAUUGAGUUCGACUUGCUUUCUUCUCUGUACUAGAACCUGGGGACAAGAUGCUGAGGAGACAGCCACCCCUCUAGUCCUAGCAACAAGUGAAAGAGUGCCCCACACCCGUUAGGAACUUCCUUGAGCGCUCCUUUCUUCAAGCAAGAUCUAUUUGGCUACGGCUUUCUGUUGUUCUUUUCAGUACGUACAGUGAACAAGAGAUCAUCAGCUACUUUAAGAACCUUAUCCGAGUUAGAGCAAAAGAGUUUUCCGCUAUGGAGAGUGGUCCUGCUUGGGGAAAGUCAGAGUUAUGGAAGCGGAAUUGAGACUCAUCCAGUUAUUGUUCGAGGACGAGAAGGAUAUGGACUGGGCUCUUCAUUGAACCCCAUGGCACAUUAAGGACAUGAUUCUUCAGCUUCACCCGGGGAACUGGUCACUCCGAGGUGGUGGAAUCGCUGGGACGUGCUCCAUUUUGGGUGCAAAUGUAGGGAAUCCCCUCACAUUGUCGCACUGUUGCCUUUUGUCAUCGUAUGGCAGAGGCGAAACUAGGAGAAGUUAUUGAUGCUGACCUCUUUGGGAUCAAGGGAAUGCCGAGGCACUUUGUGAUGGUACUGGUGAAUCUGAACCUCCUGGAACCCACCACUCACAAUUGUUUGCCAGCAACCCGAUUGUUGGAAAAUUCUGGUUCACUCUGGUGUACGAACACUUGCCCUCUGUAUUGUUAUCAUUGUGGUCGGUUUGGACAUACUGAACAUAACUUUGUGUUUCCAUUUCCAGCAGGGGAAGAAUAUUUCAGACCGGGAUUGACUACAAAAUAAUCGGGAUACAGGCUGAAUGAUAACCUUGUCCCCUGUCAUGGAGCCCCACUGUAGAAAACGGUUUGGGUGUAUCCGGUUACUUAAGGAAAGAAGAGAAAUGGGAAAGAGGCACAAUUGGAGAUGGGGUCAAGUUCGGGGUAUCAUCCUGCGGGAAAAGCGGCAUGUGGUCCUAACUCUAACAGUGGAGAAAGGAAAGGGUGAGAAGGAGGGCCAAAAAAUGGCAGGUCCUUGCGAGGUUAAUAUGAAGAAGAGUGAUGAUCAGGGGAGACGCAAAGGAUCACAGGAUGGGAAGAAAACGCAGGAGGAGGG
Molecule: messenger RNA, 2724 nt
Organism: Linum trigynum
Lineage: Eukaryota; Viridiplantae; Streptophyta; Magnoliopsida; Malpighiales; Linaceae
Source: the annotation of a GenBank genome assembly